Molecule: messenger RNA, 1312 nt
Organism: Thalassophryne amazonica
Lineage: Eukaryota; Metazoa; Chordata; Actinopteri; Batrachoidiformes; Batrachoididae
Product: myosin heavy chain, embryonic smooth muscle isoform-like
Exons: 1
Coding region: 347-1273 (308 amino acids)
Source: RefSeq, a predicted model, not a curated record
AUCUGGUGAGAAGAUUCUGAUCAGAUCCAGGUUAAUCUUCAGUUCCGUGCUGCCGACAGAUUAGAUGUAAAUAAAAUUCAAAUAAAACCCUCAUCUUCAUUUUUCUUUUUUAACAGAGCGCCAAAAGAAGAAGAAAAAGAACAGGGUGAUUUAUGUCAGACCCCAAGAAGAGGUGAAGACAGAAUGUCUGCCCACAACACCUCUGAAAGACAAAGCUGAGGUCACCAAAGUCAGCAAAGUCACAACGACAACCAAUGAAAUCUCACAGCACCAUUUGGACGAGAUCCGCCAGGUGACAGAGGAGCGAGAACAUCUGAAGCUGGAAAUUGAAGCUCUGAAGUCCACGAUGGAGAAAGAACUGGCUAAGAAGGCAGAGGUUGAGAAAGAACUGCAGACCAAGGAGGAACAGUAUCAGAAGAACCUGGAAGCCCACAAGACUGAGUGUAGAAAACAAGUGAAAGAGAAGCAAGAGCAUCUACAGGAGGAGCUGGAAGCUCAGAAGAAAAUCAUGGAGAAAGAAUGGGUAGCUCUGAAGGGACAGCUUGACAAAGAACUGGAAGCUGAGGAGGAAAACUACCAGAAACAACUGGAAUUCUGCAAGACAGAGUGUAGAAAAAAAGUGAAAGAGAAGCAAGAACAUCUACAAGAGGAGCUGGAAGCCCAGACGAAAACCAUAGAGAAAGAACGGUCAGCUGUGAAGGCACAGUUUGAGAAAGAAUUGAAAGCCAAUCAGGAAAACUACCUGAAACAACUGGAAGCCCACAAGACAGAGCGGAGAAAAGAAAUGAAAGAGAAGCAAGAAUGUCUACAGGAGGAACUGGAAGCUCAGAAGAAGAUUUUAGAGAAAGGACUGGUGGCUGUAAAGGCACAGUUGGACAAAGAACUGAAAGCUGAGCAGGAAAAGAAUCAGAAACAGCUGGAAACUCACAAGACCGAGUGGAGAAAAGAAAUGAAAGAGAUGCAAGAACGUCUACAGGAGGAGCUGGAAGCUCAGAAGAAUAUGAUGGAGAAAGAACAGGCAGCUGUGAAAGCACAGUUUGACAAAGACCUGAAAGCAAAGCAGAAAAACUACCAGGAACAACUGGAAGCCUACAAGUCUGAGUGCAGGAAAGAAAUGAAACGGAAAGAAGCCAGACACCAAGAAGAACUGAAAGCACAGGAGUCCAGAUUCAAAAAGACAAUUGAAUCUAAGACGGACAAAUCCUGGGUGUACAUUUUUGGUGGCGUUUGUCUUGUUGCUGGGUUCCUGUCAGCAAAGUUUCUGACAAAUUAGGGCCCAGAUGUGACUGAUUGAGGAAACAUCUGCCUAAGA